AUGAAUGCUAAGGUAGAAAAGAGCAGUAAAACGGUUAUUGUAGCAGACAGGCAGGCACACCAAGCUGCUAGACAGAAAUUCCAAAUGUUUGUUUUUUAUUUUUUCCUAUUAAUAAAGUUAGUUACGGCGAGUAAAGUGGAGCAUGUAUGCCCAAGCAUAAAAAAUAUAAAAGAUUUCAAAUUAACUAACAUAAAGAUUAUAACAGAGGAUGGUGAAAUGGCAGUAAAGCCAGGAGGUCCGCUGUGUGGUCUUCGGGGCAGAUUGGUUAGCAUUGGCAAUUACAUAGAGAAUCUAAGACACCUUUUCCCAUAUAAUAUAAUAAAAAAUCCAUCAAAUCUAUGUGGGCCAUUGCAGCAGGCAGAAGGAUAUAAGUAUACUGCACACAUAAAAACAGAAUGCACGGGGUACAAUAAUGUACAGAGGACAUAUUUAGAAAAAUUCUAUAAAGUACUUGAAGAGCUAUUUCCUUUUGAAAAAAAUUACUUGCCUAUAAUUACAGAAAAAUUAGACUCAUUCUAUGCAUUUAUAAUAAAACAAUAUACAAUGGAAGAAGGAGAGACUAUUUUGGCAGCACUUUUUCUUCUAGCAGAGGGGGUUGAUCUGGACAUGAGAAUUAAUAGUAAUAUGAAUGGGGAUGUUUUUAUUUUAAAUACUUGCGAAAAGGACAGCCCGCUUAAAGAGUUUAAUCUUAGUGUGGAAGAUGGAACAUCAGUGCGUAACUACGAAGAGGAGCCGCAUAGAAAGAAGGCGCGUGUAUGCUAUAAAGCAGCUAAGGAAGUUAUUAUGUUUUUCAUGGACACUAAGAGGUAUAGAGAAGAUAGAGCAAGUGCAGAACUGCAAAUGGCAGAAACAUACCAGGAGUUUGAAAAGGGCGGGUUUCUUUAUACUCCAGAAUUUCUUAUACAGGCGUAUGUUUAUAAGCUCCUGAUAUUUCAAGAAAACAGGAGUCGAUUUGUUAAAAAAGUAUACUUUCUUCUCAACAAUUAUAUAAAUAUGGCUAUAGAAAAUAGAAAGCAGGAUGAUGUGAAUGCCUUGUUGUCCGUAAAAAAUCGUCUUUUUAAUAAUGCGGAUGAGAGUGCAAUAGAAGAGAAGCUAUGUUUAGAAUUGGUUAAAGAGAUUUUCGAUUUAGAAGAUGCGCGCAAACUGAUGCCUUUCCAUAACAAAUAUCAAAUAAAGGCUGCUGUAUUUUAUAUGCAGCCAGAGAAAUCAAAUGUUAAUAUAGAUGCCACUACUAGUAAUAACGAGCAGGGUGCUUCUGGCGGCUUAGAUAGCAGGCCUCAUUUUGUUAGUUACAUCGAGUCUACCAUACUGGGAUUUUUUUGCUGUUGUUGGUAUGAUUCUAAUAAGACAGAGUAUAUGGACAUAUGUCACACGAAUGUGCUUCAAAGCUGCAAAGACUUCUUUUUCCGAUACAAGGGGCGGUUUAUGGUGGAAAAUGAGAAAGUGUACUAUGACUGGAAUAGAGUGAUAAUGGAUGUGAAAAGGAGCGGACGUACCUUAUAUAUAAAAGAGUCUGGGCAGCUAUGUUCUGGGCUACUGAACAUAUUAAGAGCAAUUAGUGUGAUAGCAGGCAUAUAUAAUGAAGAAAAACUCCAUAUUAAAGACCUUAAAAAUAUUAUAAGCAGUAAUAAACCUGGUGGUAAAGUUACAUUUUAUAUGAAAAUCCAAAUCAUACAGUAUAUAAAACAUUUGCUCUUUAAAAUAUCAGGAAGUCAUAAUUUUAAAGUUUUGGACUUUAAGAAUAUUAAGAAAGAAAUAAUACAUGGUGUAGAAGAUAUAACUGGGGAGUUAAUCAUUCAGCGACUGGGUUCUGUUUCGUAUGGGUCAAAUUUAUUUUCUUGUAUGCAAGGAAAUAUAACAAUAAAAAUAAACACCAAUUAUGCGACGAUUGCCACGGAAAACAACAACUCGACCCUUUUGAAUAAAAAUCGGGUUGGUCGGCCUUCUAUUUAUAACUCGAAAAAACUACUGAAUUUAGAAGAAAACAUGUUUAUGGGGUGUUUGAUUGCUCACUACAAGCACUGCUUGAUGGCCACUCCGCAGAGAAUAUCAAUUGAAGUAUCAAACAAUAUAGAGAGGUUCUGCGGUAGAUGCGACAAUCUUCUAGAACAUAUAAAUAUGUAUAUUAUGAGCCGAAAUUUUCUAAGCGUACAACACCAAAUUGUGGUAGUCAAGGAAAUAUUAUUGAAUUUGAUGAAAUAUAGUAUACAUGUUGAAAUAACCAAAUAUUUUUUGUGUAAUGUAUUAGAAACACUUUUUAUAACUAAUGGGAACACAUUGCAAUAUUAUGAGUUAUUUCCAUAUUUUAUAGCUUUAAAUGACACUCUGCCUUUCUUGAAUAGGUAUAUUGAUAUAUCUAUGUAUGUUAACACAUAUGAUGGUACAAAAAAAUAUAUAAAAGAAACAAAAUACUUGCUGGAACGGCUGGCCAAUAUGCCAAGUCUAUUGCCUUUAUUCAAUGUUAUAAUAAAGUGUGCUUCCCUAUGUAAAGAGGGUGGUUCAUGUUUUUUAAAUUCGAUACUAUUCCAUUUAUCGACAGGGGAAACCAUUAAAAUAAUAUCAAAGAUUAUGUGCACAGAAGAUUUUAUGGACCAGAUAAAUCUAAUAUUGUCUAUCAUGAACAAUUCGCACAUAUACCACAAAAAUCAUUCAAAAAAAUUAAAUACUAAUACCUUUUUGGUAUUUAUUAUUGGCGCACUAUGCCAAAAUAACAAUAAGUACACUUUUUUAAUUCCUGCUUUUAUUAAAAAAAUAGAUAUUAAUGUGCCUAUUCGUAUAGAUCAGGAAUUUAAGGGGCUAAAGGAAAGAGAUUAUAUAAAAAAUAUAAUAAUGCAGCUUAAAGAGCUUAAUCGCUUUGAAUUCCUCUUAAGCCACGAAGAUUAUAUAAAAAUAUAUAAUUUCAUUAUCAAUGCGUAUACUUAUUAA
Molecule: messenger RNA, 2925 nt
Organism: Nematocida parisii ERTm1
Lineage: Eukaryota; Fungi; Microsporidia
Exons: 1
Coding region: 1-2925 (974 amino acids)
Source: RefSeq, a predicted model, not a curated record